ACCACCAACUUUACUUUCUUUCAUCAUGUCAGAAGGUAUACCUGCAUCCGGUAUCACAAACCCUGACGCGCCAGAAGGCACGACCGCGACGCCACAGCCAGUUACCGCCGCUCCCGUAGACAAAGGCAAAGGCAAACGCACGGCAGAAGAAGCAGAAGUCGAAGAACGUAACGCCCGCGAGAAAAAACGCGCAGAAGCAAAGGACUUAGCUAACUCUCGUGGCAACGAGGAUGAAGACGACGAAGCACUAGCAGAAGAAGAUGAGGACGAAGACGAAGACGAGGAAGAAGGUGAUGAGGGGGAAGAUGAGAGCGAGGAAGAGGUGGAGGAGAGCUUUGAAGAAAUCGACCCAGGCGCAAUCCGCCAGCGACGCACCCGUGGCGUCAAAAUCGACUACACCAGCCCAGAGGCGCUCGCAAAAGCUGGCCUUAAAGCAGAUGACGGGGACGAUGAUGAGUGAAUGUAAUGAAGGAAUCCUAAAAGUCUCCUUCGCUAUUCUGUCCGCAGGCAUAGACAUUUUGAAUCUCGGUCUCAUAGUGUCUCGUAUUAUUGUCUAUCCUUAAGACUAUCUUGGCUGUAUGGCCAGUAAAAGACUGUUUGUAUCAAAUGCGAUGAAGUCGACAAUUCCACAUCAGCAUUUCGAUAUUCCAAACACCAAAAAAAGUUUGCGUUUACAUUACAGUUAAAUACAUCAUAACGCAUAACAUUGGGAGACGACCAAAUCCAAUGUGCUAUCUGUCUUAUGCAUUAUUAUAUACAAUUUAAGCG
Fomitiporia mediterranea MF3/22 is the source of this 768-nucleotide messenger RNA. RefSeq lists its product as uncharacterized. The record is from RefSeq and is a predicted model, not a curated record. The coding region runs from base 26 to 460 and encodes 144 amino acids. NCBI's taxonomy places the organism in Eukaryota, Fungi, Basidiomycota, Agaricomycetes, Hymenochaetales, Hymenochaetaceae. The transcript is spliced from 4 exons.